AUGGAUACUCUGACCCGUAAACGGAGAGGUGCAGGAGUUAGCGAACCUGAAGAGGCCAGUGGGGCCGCGGAAAGGGAAUAUGAGACAGCCUUGAGUCAAGCAGAGCCUAAGACCGGCUCUGGCGGCAGCGUCAGUGGGACCUUGCUGAAUGGCGUGGCAGGUGGGGAUGCGUCCCCAGGGACUCUGGAGUCCGGGGAGGCUCGGGCCCGUGAACAGGCCUAUCCGUUUCCUUCGGCAAGUCCAUUUCACAGCGAUCGAGUGAAGGCAGAGGUCGAGCUCAUAAGGACUCGACCUGUGUCUCUGGAUGAAGAUGCCAGGAAAUUUACCAAAGAAUAUGACGAUGCUGCCUUGGGAGAUGCUGCGGGAACCCUUCAACAGGAGCCAGACUAUGCUGCGCUGACAGGUGACCAUGGGGUGGUUCGAGACGCUCCGAGAGUGGCUCGAGUGGAGCCCUCUUCUGGUGACCAAGGUGUGAUCAGGGGGGCUGAGGAGCCAUUUUUGGCUGCUCCUACCAGUGGGAGUGGGAGUGCGCCGAGAGGCCCGGCAGGACUGGGGUUGACGGAGCCACAAGCAAGCACCGUGGAGAUCGAGGAGGCAGCUGGUGGAGAUGAAGAUGUGAGGGAGCUUAUCCCGGCUGAGGAUCGGUUUGAGAGAAUGGAGGCCCUCCUUCUUCAGGUGGUUGAAGAAAACCGUAGUUUGAAGCGUCGCUUGGACCAACAGAUUGAGUCUAGGUCCCAUAGCAGCUAUCAUAGCGGGGUUGCUACUGCAGACCAGGCCUUCUCCCCUGCGACCUUUGGUCCAAGAGUGGAUGCCAGUGUACAGCAGUUCAUGCCGGUAGAUUUCCCGGGUCAAGGAGGUAUGAUGGGUUCGGGUUUUAUGGGUCUGAUGAAUAGGUCCCCGGAACCUGAACCUCCACAGACCAUGAGGCAGUUUGCUGAGAGUGUAAGAGUAGCAGAGGCUUCUCAAGGGUUAUCCUUUGUCUCCUGGUGGGACGGUGAUCCGUCCGCCACCUUUGCCGAUUGCGCCGGCGCCGAUGACGUCGAGAAGCUUCGCAGGUGUGCCUGGCUUGUGGACAAGAGGGGCACUUCCGUUCUGAUUGCCCACUGGUCUCCCCAGAGAAUCGAGGCAAAGAGGAUCACGGAAGAUGCAGAUCCGAAGCCGUCCUCUGCUGGUAGCUCCGGUGCUUCGGUGUCGAGUGCGAGCCCGAUUGUGAGCCAAGAGGCACUGGUGGCUGAGGCUACUAAGCUACUUAAGGGGGUUGCCUUGCGGGCUAUAGGAGUUGAGGAAGGGCCUGACUGGUCGUGGGUUCGUUCUGCUCUAGCCAGCGCCUCUAACCCUGAGUACUGUCUGAUUGACAGUGGCGCUACCAACGCGCUGCGACCUGCAGAAGCCGACGAGUUAAAGGCAGGAAAGGUGAUUCGAGUAGAUCUGGCUUCGGGUACCACAGAGUUGAGGAUUAACGAGUUUGGCACCCUUCUCCAUGGAGGCCAGUGCCAGGUCAUCCUUCCUGCCAGUUACCUUGUAGACUUGGGAUAUUCAAUCUCCUGGAAACGGAAGGGAUGCACGGUGAAGCAUCCUAAGCAAGGGGGGCUACAAGUUAUUGUGGUUAAAGGGUGUCCUUUGAUACCAAGGGAGGUCGGUCUUGGUUUGUUGCAGGCGUACGAGGAUAAGAGGGCUGGGAGGCCGGUUCUGAGCAAGGUAGAGGUUGAGGAUCUGGGGUCUGGUUUGGUUGCUGGGAAGGCCAGAAUGUGGCUAAGGGAGCGACUGCAGCUUCGGUCCGAAACUGGGAUAUCAGAGGUGGACCAGCUAAUUUUUCUGCGGGCUAUGUUCCCGCAGGUGCCGCUGAAAUCUUUAGCCCGGGCCUGUGCGGUGACGUUGUCAUCAGAGAAUGUUGAUUGGACUGAGCUGCCUUGGAGUCGAAGACUUCGUAGGUCAAUUGACCGAGCCGAGGAAGGUUCAGUUAUGGUAGCUGUGCCGUUGGUGUUCCAGGCACUUAUGAAGUGGGCCCACUCAGGGGUGAUUGGGGCUUUGGUGAAGGGUGCUGAGGGCUUUACUUACGAGCUCUAUGGAAGACCCCAUGGGAUCUUCGUGGCGUUUGGGCCCAUGGCCUUUAGGUUGGUAACCUCGUCCUGGUUCCUCUACGAGGCUAUUCAUGAAGUAAGGGUGGUUGGCUGGGUAGGGAAUCUGUUGCAUUUGGUGCAGAGGGCUUGGUUGAUGUGGAAAUGGGAGCAAGGGCGUUAUAAGGAGGUUUUGGAAAGGCGCCUGAUCCUAAAGAAGCUUACGGAAGAGGAGGCCUAUCGUAGUGUAGACCUGGCGGGACCGUUUAUUUCGGGACAGUCUUGGGAUGUAGAGGCCAGUGGGCGAGAUCGGGGCAAGGGGUAUAAAUACUUCCUCGCCUGCGCUUAUGCGGUGCCAGAUAAGUAUGUACCUGCUGCGCCGGUGGAAGAUGAUACUGCCGAGUAUGCACCGUCAGAAUGCGGAGAGUUGUUAUCGGUGCCCCCUGAUGAAGCUGGUCUCAGUGCUCCAGUAGGGGCUCCGGAGGACGAUCUGUUCGGGGACCUUUGGGAGCUUCCGGUGCCGGGGUUGAAUGCGGUUACUCAUAGGGUCAAGGGGAAGAAACCGGAGUCUGGAGCAGGGGCACUGGGAUCAGCAGAGUUGCCGGAUGCACGCUCACCGGCUAAGUCCGGCGGGGUAGCAGGGGUGGUGCAUCCUCCAUUGCUGCCCUUUGGUCUGAAAGUGCAGGGUGAUUUCGUAGUGAUUGGAGAUGAUUUGGACGGUUCGGAGCCUGAAACUGAUGAGAAUCUAACCUAUGUCGAAGAAGAAGAGGCUGGGUCUGGGUUCUUCUUUGAGGUAGGGCACCCAUCGUGGACGGGUGUCACGAUCGAUGUGAAGUCUGCAUUCUUGUAUGCCCCGAUACGAAGCGAAGGUAAAGGGACUGAGGAUGAGUAUCACUUGGUUCAGACGCUUUCGGACGACGCCUUGUGGUUAGCUCGUAAAACAACAAGGACGGGUUACGGCGAUAUUGAAGGUAUCCUGGUCGUGUACGUCGAUGACCUUGCGUUCCUAGCCCCAAGGGGGCUUGGGGAGGCCUUCGUGGCGGCAGUACAGGAGAGGUGGAAGACCUCCACCCCAGAAUGGUUCAGUGAGAGGCCCUUGACGUUUUGCGGUAUGGAACUAUCUCAACAUGACCACGGAUAUCGCAUGAGUCAAUCUGCGUAUGUGCGCGAACUGUUGGGGCGUUACUGUAUCGAAGAGUCUGCGUCGACGCCGAUCACCCGAUGGGCAGAGCCAGAGGUGGGAUCUCCGCCGUCUUCGGAGGAAGUGAAAGAAGCGCAAGCGAUUACAGGAGCCCUUUUGUGGUUGUCUACCCGGACACGUCCAGAUAUCGCGUACGUGGUUUCGCGUUGCGGUCAGCAAGCGACGAAGUGCCCUGGUUUGUCAGUGAGCCUGGGGAAGCAGGCUUUGGCGUACUUGAGGACUACGGUAGAUAUGGGGAUUGAGGUUCCUCAUGUUGUCGGGAGACGCAGCGUCCAAGGGAUUUUCUUGCUGUGGAAGGGAGUCCCGGUGACGUGGGAGUCAUCCCGUCAAUCCUUCGUUACUUUGUCGUCGGCAGAGGCAGAAUUGGUUACAAUGAUCUCGGGGUUGCAGACGGCGGAAGCAGUUUUGCCUUUAGUGCAAGAGCUCAUAGAGCAGGAUGUUACCAUUUCGUUGCUAGCCGACAACGAAGCAGCAAUCAGGGCAUUUGACGCCGCUUGGCGUUACUGGCUCUGCUACCGCGAGCCCAAGGGCAACCAGCUGAAGACCGGAGUAGCCUUAGCCUGGGGCUGGUGGUGGCUAUACGGCUUUGAGGUUUGGCAGGUGAUGGUGUUUGAGCAGUGCAUUGGAGUGUUUAUCUUGAUGUUGGGGAUGGCGGCGGAAGAGUGGCUGCUUCUCAGA
Messenger RNA from Symbiodinium necroappetens, 3936 nucleotides. The record is from the annotation of a GenBank genome assembly. Lineage: Eukaryota; Dinophyceae; Suessiales; Symbiodiniaceae.